Molecule: messenger RNA, 3904 nt
Organism: Mirounga angustirostris (Northern elephant seal)
Lineage: Eukaryota; Metazoa; Chordata; Mammalia; Carnivora; Phocidae
Gene: TTC23L
Product: tetratricopeptide repeat domain 23 like
Exons: 13
Coding region: 626-2014 (462 amino acids)
Molecular function (GO): protein binding
Source: RefSeq, a predicted model, not a curated record
ACACCGGGGGGGCAUCGGGGGUGCAGAGUGCGCGGAGGCGCCCAUUUAGUCCGGUACGCCGCAGCUUUAAGUAGGUGGGGUCCUGGAGCCCGGCGCCCUCUUCCAUCCUGCGAUGGGAUUUCUCUCCGCUUCCGGCAUCUUCAUGCCUGAGAGCUAAAGUCCUUUCAGAAAAACAACAGGUGACCAUGCAACCGCAGGAGAGGGAAGUUUGGGGACGAGCCCGAGGCUGAGCGAGUCACGCCCGCGGAGACCGGAAAGCCCAAGGGUGCUGCAGAAGCGCCCGGGAGUGGCCCGGGGAUUUUCCGGGGCCGGAAGUGCCCCGCGUCGCCAUGGCUACAGGCGCCGACGCUCCCGGCUCCGUCCGCGGCGUUCCGUUCCCAUGGCAACCCCAUUGUCUCUCGAGCCGGAACCCGGGCUGCCCGCGCGCCAGGCCGACCGCGCAGAGAGCCUCGCUUCCGCCAGGCGCCUGUGCGGCGUCCUGAACGAAGUCCGCCGAGGCCAGGACGCUGACGCCGCCCGAGGAAGCCGAGCGCUCCUGCUGAGGGAGCCAGGAAGGCUAGUUCCGGGGCGUGGCUUCUCUGCCCUCGGCCAGCCAACCUGACUUGUGAUUCUUGGUGGGACGAAGAUGCAAGCCAGCCCCAUCCGCAUUCCAACUGUCAGCAGUGACAUCGACUGGGAUUUCUGCUUCCACCUGUCUCAGCAAGCCAAGAUCCCAGCAUACCAGCGAAGAGAAGAAUUGUGUUCCUCUAGUGGGUCUGGAGAGAGUGAAGAAGACACUACAGCCAAGGAGGAGAAGAACACAGUCUGCAUGUCUCUUCCUAAAGAGAAAUUGGCCCAAUCCCAGAAGAAAAUAGCUCAGCUGAUUAAGAAAAAAAUGAAUACCCAAGCAAACAAGGAGCUGAUUCGCUGUGUCAUCCUUUCUCGGAUUAUUUUUGGGGAAGAACACUGGAAAUGUGCACAGGCUGUGGCCAGCCUGGCUUACGGCUACCUGACACUGAGAGGCCUCCCGGCUCAGGCCAAGAAACAUGCUGAGUCUGCCAAGAACACGCUGCUGACCUGGAAGGGAAGCAGGACCUCAAACAAAGAGAAGAAGGAAAUCCUGGAAGCCCUGAUCAUGCUAUACUACACCCUGGGGGUGGCCUGGCUCCUACAGAACCGUGGCAGAGAGGCUUAUUUCAACCUGCAGAAGGCAGAGAGAAACAUGAAGGAGCUGAAAGAAUUAUUUAAGGGAAGUGUUCGCAAAUCCCAAGUCUCGGAGAAAGACCUGACCAUUGCUUUAGGCAGGGCCUCCUUGGCUAUCCACAGAUUGAACCUCGCUCUGGCAUACUUUGAAAAGGCAAUUGGCGAUGUUAUUGCUGCUAAGGGUGAUAAGACUUUGGAUCUGGUCAGUCUAUAUGAGGAAAUUGCUCAGAUUGAGCAGCUGAGAAGGAACCAUGAUCGGGCCAUCCAGUACUUGCAGCAGGCCUAUUCUAUCUGUGUUUCUUUGUUCACCGAAGUCAGCCCCCAAACUGCAGAGGCAAGCGCAUUACUAGCCAAGGCUCAUGCCAUGUCUGGAGAGGCCCAACACAGGGAUGCUGUUGAGAUAUAUUUUAUAAAAAGUAUCAAUGCGUAUCAAGCAACAUUGGGCCCAACAGAUUAUGAAACACUGACGACCAUUGAAGAAUUCUGCAAAUGGCUUGUCCAAAAUGGGGAAAAACAGGAGGCUUACAGACUGCUAAAGGCCGCCCUGAGGUCUCAGGUCAUCAGCUAUGGUGACUGUAGUGAAAAGGUGGCCGAAACUUUUUACAACAUGGGCAGGAUCUGCUUUGCCAAAGGAGAGUUCAGGAAGGCAAUUCAGCUGUUAAGGAAGUGUCUGAUGAUUCAAAUCCUUUUAUAUGGAAGCGAGCACAGUAAAAGCAGAGACACAAGAGACCUCCUUAACCUAUUGCAGAGGGCGAGUAACAGUUCAUCCAGGUGGAGAAGAGAAACCAUUCCGGGAAGAAGGAACUGUAUAUGCAAAGGCCCUGAGGCAUGACAGAGGACAGUGUAUUGAAGCAAUGGUCUUCUGUUAUCAGUAAAGAGAAAACCUCCAUACAAGAUAGCCAACAAUAAAGCCAACCUGUUGAUAACAAAAAUUCUGGAUCACAAGAUAGAUUUAUCAACGCUGAUAGCAAUGGCAGAUCAAAGGCAGAAUUAAGGACUGUAAAGAAAAAAAAAAAAAGGUCUACUGAGCAGCACCAUCACAGGUAAAAUACCCAGGGGCCAUUAGAAAGCAGGAUCCUGAUUGGGUAACUUGGGGUGGAGGGGGGGGUCAGAAAUCUUUUUUAGACCGACGCUUUUAGUUUUUUAGUGACUGGGACUCCAAUACCUUUCUUAUUUCCCUUUUAUAACUAAUUUUUUUCAGUUCUGGUUUUUAAAGAAGAUUCUGCAAUAUCUAAGUAGUUUAUUGGUGACUUUUAAUAUACUAUUUGCAAGUACUUUUAGUCAUAUCCUGUUUCAGGUCACUAAAACUGCCUUGUGAAGAAACAUUUGAUCUUCCGAAAACAUUUGCCCUGGUCUCAUGCCAUGUUAAGAGUCAGAGAGGGCUUUUUGAUUCUUAUUAUAAAUGAAGAAACAAGGGACAAGAGAGGUUGAUUUGUUCAAGGUCAGCCUGGCGAUUAUAAAGCUGACUUCCUGAAUCAUAGAUGAUUAUACCUUCUAUCCCACUAGGCUGCCCUCAACCCAAAUUGGAUUAAGGAGGCUUGUUUUAUGGAAGGAAUGUUCACCAAGGUUUAAAAAAAAAAAAAAAAAAAAUCCUUACCCCCUGAACAAAUGUGUAUCUAGGAAAAGAAAUUGGCAAUCUCAAAUUAAAUUCCUUACUGCCUUCUUCAAGUUACUCAGGGAGAACAAUCAGAUCCCUGUGAGUUUAUGAUAUAAGAAACUUUUAUUUUCCCUUUUCAUUGGUUCUCAGUUGGGUUAGCAGAUUUAAUGGAGCUCAAAGACUGUCUUUGGGAUCCAAGUGUCUUCUAACAACAUCUCUACUUCACUCAGUGCUUAUAAGAAUUGGUUCUUCAUUCAAAAAAUUAUUUUUUACCUGUCCUUUGUUCAGUCUGUAAAACCUAAUGAUGAACCAAUACCCAAGCAAUGUAUAGUGGUGAGUAGUGUGCGGCUUUGGCUUAAGCACAUAAUACCAGUUAAUCCAAUGGCUUGUCUACAGACUGGUAGUCUCCGUCCUGCAGCUAUGUUCUCCCCUCGCUAAUUCCCAGAGAGCUUUCAGUUUGGCACUCAGGGCUAAAGUCUCAGAUUGCAGCCCUGCUUGAAGGCAGCUGUAUCCCACUGACCUUUACUGCAGUGCUUGUGAACUGGUCGCCCAGUCUGUCCUUGCUAAUUUUAGCCCUGUCUGGAGAUAGGCCUGCUGUUCUUACGCAGAAUAUUCUGAAUUGACUAAAGUAGCCUCAGAAGAGUUGCUUCCAUUUUCACAUAUCCAGAUGAAAAUGGGUUUUCAACAAUGACUGUGAUAAAAAACAAAAGUACUAGACAGAAGUGGCCAUUUGGACUCCAUUUUGCAUAACACUAAAAUUAUUUUGGGGGACCCCAAACGUCUUAAGAUCUCCAGACUGACAAACCUGUAUCAAUAAAAUAGCAUAAAGUGUAACAUUGCAAAACGUUAUUGGUGUGAUCCUUUUAUUGCAUUUGAAAUUAGUUUUAAACACUUAAAUAUUCCCAGUGUUUAUUGUCAGUGUAAAGUUGCUAGUAGUCCAUUUUGUGAAAUUUUGAUGUUAAAUUGUUUAAUGAAACGGUGGUGAUAAUGAAUGGUGGCUAUGGUUUAAAUAUCCUCAUACCUGAGAAAAUAUUGUUACUUAUGUCGGUUCUAAAAGUUUUCAAAUUUUAGUAUUUUGUGAAAUCCCCAAGUUUUAAGAAACCACCUUGGAAAUAGUCAACUCAG